AUGAUCACUAAACAACAGAGGGCUGCUGCCGCUCAUGCAAGAGCUGCAAGAUGGCCCUGCGCUGCUCGAAAAACCAGUGACUCCAACACUGUGCCUGCCACAUCCAACCCUGCAGUGAUUGAGAUCGAUUAUGACUCCUCCAGCAAACAGGACUGUGGAUAUACUGGAGGUGUGAACUUUCAGUUCUCCGACACUGAAUAUGAUUCUGCGACAGAGUCAGAGUGGUCCGAUGGGUCAGAAAGUGACAGGGAUAGCAUGAUUGCAAUGAAGAAAUCAGCUGUUGAAUGGAAGAAAGCAGAGAAAAACCAUGCAUUGGGUUACACAGGUAACUCACAGCGGACACAACAACGGAGAGCAAAGGAGACACAAAAUCAAGCAGCAAUUCAUGAGGAGGCCAAAAGCUCUAAGGAUCCUCAAAUAUCCAUGAUGCACAACUUUUUCAAGGCCACUUCUUGCGAGUCGGAGGGUCCAGAUGUCAUGAGACGAACAAAUUCAACAGGUCCUGGACCUCCUGCAAACACCAUUACAAUGGAACCCACCACCGAAAAUCAGAAUCUUGCUGAUCUGGUCAAUUAUCCUUCUGAUCUUUCGAAUGAUGAAGAUAGCACGACAGAUGAUAGUGAAGGCAACGAUACACAUACAGAAAAAUCUGCGAGUCCAGGUUGCCGCCAGCCAGCAGUUCCACUUUGCAAGCAGCAGAAGCUUGAUAUCCCAUAUUGUUUAUAUUUUGAUGGUCAUGACAGACCAGAUGUUGUCUUGUACCGCCAGGACCACUUUCUGCCAAUGAUGAAGAAACACGAACCAAGAUUUAUUCGUUACAUUGGAGAUGUGGAAAAAGAAUUGGAGGUGCAACCUGCAAAUUAUGUUGAGCAGCGACUCAUUCUUGUUGAACAUGACGAAAUGACAGCACAAGCAAAUGAUUUGAGUAGCAAGAGCUGGGAAGCAAGUCAGACUCUCGAAUAUGGGAAAAAUUACGAAGGGUAUUGGACAGGAGAGCACUUCGUGAAGCAGUUGACCAAAAAAAUAAUUCUGGCCUUCGAAAGGGUGCAUGGUGCAGGCCAUCAAGCAUUAUUCCUGAUCGAUAACUCACAAGGCCACUCAGCAUAUUCAGAAGAUGCACUGCUCACCUCACACAUGAAUGUAAAACCAGGUGGCAAACAGGCCUGUAUGCGCAGCGGAUGGUACUAG
Suillus plorans is the source of this 1188-nucleotide messenger RNA. RefSeq lists its product as uncharacterized. The transcript is spliced from 6 exons. NCBI's taxonomy places the organism in Eukaryota, Fungi, Basidiomycota, Agaricomycetes, Boletales, Suillaceae. Bases 1 to 1188 code for a protein of 395 amino acids. The record is from RefSeq and is a predicted model, not a curated record.